Sesamum indicum (sesame) is the source of this 1727-nucleotide messenger RNA. RefSeq lists its product as uncharacterized. Lineage: Eukaryota; Viridiplantae; Streptophyta; Magnoliopsida; Lamiales; Pedaliaceae. The record is from RefSeq and is a predicted model, not a curated record.
AAACACAUUACAAAAAUUUGUUCCCUAAUACAGAUCCCCUCCACACUAAACCCUUAUCAUCGAAUCCUCUCAAGAAAAGCAAGAGAAUCUUCAUCCAUCGCAAUUAUCUGAAACCCCAUACAGAAACAUGAGUGUUGUUCAAUUCCCACAAGGCGUGGAUUCUUCUGCAGAUCUUCAGAUAUGGAACAAUGCCGCUUUUGACAACGGAGAGAACUCCGAAGAUCUGACGGCAAACAGACAGUCUUGGGGUUCAUUGAAGUCGAUUUUCGGAGACCCGAAAGCGUCUUUUGAUUCUGUUUCGGGUAAAGAGAAUCAGGGCGUUGUGGCGGAGAAUCAGGUUUCCUCUGUUUAUUCUUCUCUCAAAUCGUCAACCACGCCCUUCAAGCCUGUAAACACUGACGGGGCUGUUGAAAAAUCAAGAAUCAAAGGUUUUUCCAAAAAGGGUGUUCAAGAAAAUGUAGUUUUGAAGGUGGAAGGUGGGAGGGAAAUCCGGGAUGAGAAGAAGAUUGAUGAGGAAAUUGAAGAGAUAGAGUCUGAAAUCAUGAGGUUGAACUCAAGAUUAGAGGCUCUGAGGCUGGAAAAGGCUGGGAGGAGUGUGAAAGUUGUGGAGAAGAGAGGACGAAUCGUGCCGGCCAAGUUUAUGGAGGAGAAACAGUGUGUUAAAGAUGGAGAGGGUAAGAAACAAAUUGAAGAGAUUUCAUCCAUGACUGCAAGAACAAAGGUUCAGAGAAGAGGGGUUAGUUUGGGGCCUGCUGAAAUUGCUUCUGGCGGGCGUAGAGGAAUGAGUUUGGGGCCUUCGGAGAUUUUUGGGGCUGUGAAAUCGAGGCAAACGGGCAAGUUGGAGAUGAUCACCCCUGUUCAGAGUAGGAGAAAGUCUUGUUUUUUCAAGAUGCAAGAGAUUGAUGAAGAGAAGGUGGUGGUGGUGGCUAAAGAGAGAGGAAAGAGUUCGAGUUUAAGCCCGAAAUCGAGAAAAGUUGCUGCGAAGACUCAGGUCUCCUCCAGGCAGGCCGUGACCACUAUUUCUUCAAGAAAGAUUCUGAAAAAAGAUGAUGCAGUUAUCAACGCAAUUCAACCCAAGAAACUGUUCAAAGAUGGUGACAAGUCUGUCCCGGCAACUAACAAGAAGCCAUUGAGGCCGGGAAGGGUUGUGGCCAGCAGAUAUAAUCAGAACACAGCAAUGAGAAAGAGGUCACUGCCAGAGAAUGACAAGGAUGACAGCAAGAGAGGCGACAAGAAACGGUCGCUAUCCAUUGGGAAAUCACGUGUGAAUCCAACUGAGAACAAGAGCUUAGGCACUGAAAGUCGGGUGAAGAAACGGUGGGAGAUCCCAAGCGAGAUAGUUGUUCAUGGUAGCAUGGUGGAGGCUGACGAGUUGUCUCCUCAGUCCAUUGUGGCUGUGCCCGAUUUGCUUCCAAGAAUUAGGAUUGCCCGUUGCUUUGACGAAAGCCCCCGAGACUCUGGACCUGCUAAGAAGGUGGUUGAAUUGAUUGGGAGGAAAUCAGUCUUUGGUAAUGAUGAUGAGGAGGUGGAAGAACCAUCUCUUUGCCAAGCCCUCACCUUUGCAGAAGAAGAAGAAGCUUGAUCGAAUUUACUUUCCGAGAUUCUACUAUGUCCCCCCGAGCUGCUACAUAUUUCUGGUUUUGCCUGUUGUGAUAAAUAGAAUAAGUGGAUUUAAGCUGUUUUGUUAUGAAUUGUUUUCAAUCUAUUCAAGCAUAUACUUGUGCUUU